AUGGAAGAGGCUUUCUACACAAUCAAUCAGUAUAUGGUGACCGCAGACACGGCAGUCUAUGUUAUCUUGACGAUACAUUGGAACCUCUGCAUAGGAACCAUAGCCUCAUAUCCGGAUGCGCAUCCCACUGUCAAGUCUAUACUCCAAGAACUGCAGGAAUUCAAGUCUGUGGGGGAAUUCAUGCUCAGUGAAGUAGGCCAUGGCCUUGAUGCACGAAAUAUUGAGACCACUGCCACCAUGAAUUCAGAUGGGUCCUUCGACUUGCACACGCCAGUCUCCCGCGCAGCAAAGAUCAUGCCUCCCACUACCCUACUAGCCGGAAUGCCCCGUCUGGCUGUUGUAUUCGCACAACUUACCGCCGAUGGUGUAAAUCGUGGUGUUCGUCCUUUUAUUGUCCGGAUCAAUCAGGACGACGGGACUAUGUCUCCUGGUGUCAUUUCGAGACUCUUACCCUCGCGUCCAGGUCCCAAACCUGUUGAUCACGCCGUCACCACAUUCCACCAUGUGUACCUUGAGCCUUGGGUACUUUUGGAAGAUGCUUCAAGUUCUGACAACCCCCGCAAAGAGUUCUCAAGACAUACUCAGCGCGUAACAACAGGUACAUUGUCAUCAUCAAUGGGGAACAUACCAGUAUUACGUCUGAUAGCGUUCAUUGCGGGCUGA
This is a messenger RNA of Fusarium venenatum, 663 nucleotides long. Its product is annotated as acyl-CoA dehydrogenase/oxidase. The record is from RefSeq and is a predicted model, not a curated record. NCBI's taxonomy places the organism in Eukaryota, Fungi, Ascomycota, Sordariomycetes, Hypocreales, Nectriaceae. Gene Ontology annotation, molecular function: fatty acid binding; acyl-CoA oxidase activity; FAD binding. Gene Ontology annotation, biological process: fatty acid beta-oxidation using acyl-CoA oxidase; lipid homeostasis. Gene Ontology annotation, cellular component: peroxisome.